AUGAGUACAGCAAGGCCCCAUCCUUGGUCUUUCCACCUGCUCAGUACCUCCAGCUCCUCCCGCACCUUCCCAGACCUUCCCUCCCAGGCCCUGCCUCCUCGGCCCACUUGCCCUAGAACUGGCAGAGAUAGGGGGCACCUGGGGAGGAAGAAAGAAAACGGGCCUCUUCAAAAGGAAGGAAAACAACUAGUGCUAGGCCAGAGAGGCUGGUUUUGGUCCCCUGUUAUCUUCCCCAAGUUCCCACAAUUUUUCAGUAGCAGAGCUAGGACCGAGCUGGUCUUCUCCCAGUCCUUUUCAGCCUAG
Molecule: messenger RNA, 303 nt
Organism: Rangifer tarandus platyrhynchus (Svalbard reindeer)
Lineage: Eukaryota; Metazoa; Chordata; Mammalia; Artiodactyla; Cervidae
Source: the annotation of a GenBank genome assembly